GGACAUUGACAACUGGAAUGGAUAGUAUACACCAGUGAGGUCACUUUUCUUUGUCAAUUGAGCCUAGGAAAUCCCACUUCAUUCCUGGUGGCCCCGAGCUCCCGACAUUUAUUAGCAAUCCAUUGCAAACUCGACAAUACACAACCCAACCAUGGCGUUGCGCAACCCCCAACUCCUGGCCUUCCGACCCAUCAGGCCUUCUAUUAUCGCCAACCAAUGUAUCCGACACUUCCACGGUCAGACCAGCAAACCCUCCACUGUGCCCUCCCCGACUCCAUUCGUUCCCAAUGUCGAAACCUUCCUCUCUCUUAUCGGCCGCGGGAUGUCCAAGCACGCGAGCAAGCUACCAUCCUGGGACAAGCUUUUCACCCUCAGCUCCGCCGAACUUCGAGACCUAGGCAUUGAACCCGCGCGACAGCGACGAUACCUCCUUCGGAAACGGGAGAAGUUCAGGCAGGGCAUCUACGGGCCCGGCGGUGAUCUGCAACACGUUGCCGAUAGCGCAGCACAGUUGCGCGUUGUCGAGGUCCCCGUGGACCCCAAAGCCCCUUCUCAAGCGAUCAACUCCACGAGCCCUACCAACGCCUCGGCAACUCUGACCCCGGGGAUGAGGAAGGUUAUCGUCAACCUCCCGCCUGACGCCACGAAAUAUACUCCCGAUUUGUCGACUCCUUUGCAGAAGUUCGCGCACAUGAAGAUCCACCGCGGAUCGAUGCUCAAAGGCCCGUUCUUGCAACCAAUCAAGGGUACAAACGGGACCGCAGCUCUGAUCACGGCUCAAGAGGGCAUGUGGGAGGACAAAUUAGGCCACAAGGUGGAUGGUGGUGAAAGGAGGCGUGCUGAGGUUCGGGCCAACAAGCGGAUUGAGGAAAGGCGAAAGGGAACGGCAUGAUUGUAUUCUUCUUCUAUGUGUGUCUCAGCUGCAUAGGCGGCUUGUAUAAUAUCAUUUGCAUACGCGAAAUGGCGGCUUUCGGAUCUCCAAUGAAUUCCCAUUCUCCACAGCAGGAAACAACAAUCAAAGUAUUUGUGCCAGAUCAUUAGGUUGACAUACUCUUGACUGGAGGGC
Molecule: messenger RNA, 1066 nt
Organism: Aspergillus campestris IBT 28561
Lineage: Eukaryota; Fungi; Ascomycota; Eurotiomycetes; Eurotiales; Aspergillaceae
Product: mitochondrial 37S ribosomal protein mS41
Exons: 1
Coding region: 152-892 (246 amino acids)
Cellular component (GO): mitochondrion
Source: RefSeq, a predicted model, not a curated record